AUGGCCGAGGACAAAUCUUACGUACUUCAAACUGCUGGUUUCGACGCUCGAUUCCCUAACCAGAACCAAACUAAACACUGGUAUCAAAACUUUGUAGAUUACCACAAGUGUGUUAAUGCCAAAGGAGAAGAUUUCGCCCCAUGUCAACAAUUUAAGAAAGCCUACCGAGCACUUUGUCCUAACGAAUGGGUUGGUAAAUGGGAUGAACAAGUUGAAGCUGGUACUUUCCCAGCUUCUCUUAAACCUUAG
Kwoniella botswanensis is the source of this 249-nucleotide messenger RNA. RefSeq lists its product as uncharacterized. The transcript has 6 exons. The record is from RefSeq and is a predicted model, not a curated record. Bases 1 to 249 code for a protein of 82 amino acids. NCBI's taxonomy places the organism in Eukaryota, Fungi, Basidiomycota, Tremellomycetes, Tremellales, Cryptococcaceae. Gene Ontology annotation, cellular component: respiratory chain complex IV; mitochondrion.